AUGGAGAUGGACGACCAUACUUCAGAGCUCAUCGACAUCUCUCGAUACGACACCCACGGAUUCUGUCCUGGCUACACCCUGAGGAGGCACAAGGCAGAGACACUGGCCAACGCCGGCUGCUACGAAGCACGAAAGGACUGGAUCCAGUACAUCGGGCCCGUGGAAGAGUUUGGCAACUGCAACCCCGUAAACGGGAACUUCACUGCGGUAGUCCUGCCCUUGACCAAGCCUGAGCGCCUCCGGCUGGUGGCGUAUAUCCUCGAGUAUGCCUUUUUGCAUGAUAAUGUGGUUGAGGUAACGAAGGAUGAUGCAUCGACAACGACGGCCUUCAGCCUCGGCGACAUGGAAACCUCCCACCAAAACGCCAAGCUCGGCCGAAAACAGAUCCAAGCAAAGAUGAUGCUCCAGCUCACCCAAACCGACCCCGUCUGCGCCAAGCGCGUCCUAGACGUCUGGCAGACGAUGCUAGAAACCACCACCAAGGACAAAUCCAAGUCCUUCGCCAACGUGGAAGAGUACCUCGAGUUCCGCAUCAUCGACGCCGGCGCUCCCUUCGUCGAAUCCGUCAUGUUGUUUGGAAUGGGAGAGACCCUAACCAAGGAAGAAGACGCCCUCCUAGCCCCCAUCAUCCGCCCCUGCUACGCCUCCCUAGCCCUCGCCAACGACUACUUCUCCUUCGACCGUGAAUGGGCCGAGUCCCUUUCUUCUCCCGAUGCCCCCAAACCCUUAAACGCCGUAUGGCUAUACAUGCAAUGGCAGUCCGUCGACAUGGCGACCGCCAAGUGGUUGGUUCGCGAGGCAACUAACCAGUUUGAAGUGGAGUUUCUAGAGGGUUGUCGAAAAUUUAGGGAGAGCAGUGGGAAGAGUAAUGACAGGUUAGAGAGAUACCUGAGGGGCUUGCAGUACCAGGUUAGUGGGAAUGUGGUCUGGAGUCUGAAUUGUCCUAGGUAUCAUCCGGAUUGGAGGUAUGAGGCUAAUGAAGGGUUGGAGGAUGGGUUGACGGUUGAAUGGAGGGGUUCGCCUCUUCUUCAUGUUGCUGCUGCUGCGGAGCAGGUGGAGGAUGUUUCCGUUUCGGAUCUCAUGGAGGCGACGGCGAAGAGGUUGUCGAUUACCUCGUGGGGAUCGAGGGAGAGCGAGUCGGAUGUUUCGACCACUUCUUCGUUGUGGGAGGACAGGGCGGCGAGCAGCAGGUCGUCAAGUGUUUCGGCUAUGCCGUCGGAUGACGAGAGGCACGACGGCAUGGAGGAGUUCAAGAACGCGGAGAGAGAGAAGGAGUCGUUGGACUCCUUGGUGCCGAGGGAGGAGAAGUUGGGGAUGGAGAUUGUUAAUGCCCCGUUUGAAUAUACGAGGUCGUUGCCGUCGAAGAACGUGAGGGCAACGUUUAUUGAUGCGUUGAAUUUGUGGGCGGGGUUGCCAGAGGAGGUGUUGGUGCAGAUUAAGGAGGUGGUUGAUGAUUUGCAAACGGCGUCGUUGAUGUUCGAUGAUGUCGAGGAUGGUUCCGAGCUCCGACGCGGUAACCCAGCAGCGCACGCUGUAUUCGGUGUUCCCCAGACCAUCAACGCCGCAAGCCUCGCAAUUGUUGAAGCUGUACGAAAGGCGAAGGGCUUGCCUAUUCCUGGCGCUGUGGAUAUUGCCCUGGAGCAACUCCGAGAUCUCCAUGUCGGCCAAAGUUACGACCUCUACUGGACAAGACACAUGUCCUGUCCUUCAGAGAGCGAGUACCUAGAAAUGGUAGCAAAGAAAACCGGUGGUCUCUUCCUCCUCCUCUCCCGUCUAAUGAGCGAGCACAUGCCCAAGGAAGUACGCUCCCUCGUCAAUCAUCUCGUCACACAAGUAGGCAUCUACUUCCAGAUCCGUGACGACUACCAUAAUAUUAGUUCCGACGAGUACACCGCCCAAAAAGGCUUCUGCGAAGAUCUCGACGAAGGCAAGCUCUCCUUCACGCUCGUGCACUACCUCAACACAGAAGGGCAAUCGUCCAGUUCGCAACAAGUGCGCGAAGUGCUUCAAGAGAGGCAACAGCGAGGGUCCCUUAGUAUGCCGCUCAAGCUGCUUACGCUGCAGCGGUUGAAGAGCUCGAACAGCCUCGAGUACACGAGAGAUACCCUCAAGAGGCUGGAGAGGGGCGUGGAUAGGACGAUUGAGGAGUUAGAGAGGUUGACGGGGAGGAAAAAUUGGGUGUUGAGGAUGUGUAUGGCCAAGUUGAGUGUUUAA
Neurospora tetraspora is the source of this 2214-nucleotide messenger RNA. RefSeq names its product isoprenoid synthase domain-containing protein. NCBI's taxonomy places the organism in Eukaryota, Fungi, Ascomycota, Sordariomycetes, Sordariales, Sordariaceae. The transcript is spliced from 6 exons. Bases 1 to 2214 code for a protein of 737 amino acids. The record is from RefSeq and is a predicted model, not a curated record. Gene Ontology annotation, biological process: isoprenoid biosynthetic process. Gene Ontology annotation, molecular function: prenyltransferase activity.